Messenger RNA from Paramormyrops kingsleyae, 3472 nucleotides. The record is from RefSeq and is a predicted model, not a curated record. NCBI's taxonomy places the organism in Eukaryota, Metazoa, Chordata, Actinopteri, Osteoglossiformes, Mormyridae.
UGUACCUACACCACACCAGGGACGAGCAAACAGCAGCGUCCAGCCCAAUUUGCAUCCCCCGGCAGAGGCAGGCAAAUAUUGAAUAUCCCCUCCUGUCACCAGAGACAAAGAGUAUUCUCUUUCUCGACCUGUUGUAGAAGUGCACGGGAUUCUGGGAGAAAAAAAAAAAGUGUGAGAAUCCCAGACAAUCGAAGCUUGGCAAGAACUUUCAUUCACACUGAUAAAUAAUUGCCAUUGUACGUUCAUCAGCGCGCUUAUUAAAAUAUAACGUCUUAUGUAACCGUUUCUUUUUCCCUGCCUUUUUUUUCUUUUGGAAUCUUUUCUUUCUAUCCGUUUAUGUGUGUGCGUGUGUGUGUGUGUGCAUGUUAUUGCAUGGCAAAGAUUUUUAAUACAUUUUGCUUUUUAAAGCAGCGGGCCCCCUCUAACACCUCCCCCCCCCCAUAUUUUUCUUACAGGACAAGAUGGAGUGUGAAGAGGAUUUUCGGGGCGUGGUUUCAGGUCUGGACGGCAGCCAGCCACCAGGAGAGGAGGAUCAGAUGGCGCUGGCGGAUAAGGGCCGGCCGGACGCGGCGGAGCUGCCGAGCAGCCAGGCGACUUGGCCCCGGGGGCUGGCCUGCUCCCUGUGCAAGCGGCUGUUCGGCAGCCUGGGGCAGCUGAAGGAGCACGAGUAUGGGCACACCCUGUCCCUCGUGGCCCUGUCCCUGGACUGCUUUGACGUGCGGCGCCCCCUGGUGACCGCCGAGCCGCCCGCCCGCUACCUGUGCUCGCAGUGCCCGGCAAGCUUCACCCUCAAGUCCAACGCCGACCGGCACGAGAAGACCAUCCACUUCAAGAAGAAGACGAUGCGCUGCAUCUCAUGCCUGAAGCAUUUCCGCGACCGGACCGACCUGAACCGGCACCUGUCGUCCGUUCAUUCCAGCGAGCGCGUGUUUGCCUGCCCCGUCUGUGCCAAGGCCUUCAGCACCCAGAAGAACCUUGCCACCCAUACCAAGGGGUGCUGCCAGUCCCGACCCAUGGCCGGGCAUCUCUGGGACAUGCAGCUGCUGAAGACGGAGGGGCCCGGCCCAGCUCAGGCCCAUGAUUGAUGCCCCCCCCCCAGCACUCGACCUGUCUGCUGUGGUCUUUCCCGGUGCCGGUUCCUAGAAACCUAACCGUCGCUCUUGUCAGGAAUGUCCAUUUUAAUAUAUGCAAAGCACUGUUAUCAUUUCGUACAAAGAAUGUAUUAUUUGUAUAUUUUGUAUUUCGAAUUAAAGACUCUAUUUCUGGACUUGACAUUUUAUAUUUUUGGUCCUCUUUAAUAUUUGACAAGAGCAAUCACUAUGCAUAUCAGUGGGGGGGGGGGCGGUUAAAACCAAUCUAUUUUUGAUCAGGUUCAACUGUGCGAUUCUUGUUCACGCAUAAUCACAUCGGUUGUGUGCGCUCACUACGUCUCCGGAUGCUGGUCCGUCCACCGUGUGGCGUGAGCGAUCACCAUCCCAAACCCCCCCACCCAGAAACCUGCACUCCAGGGGUCCGUAACAGAAACCCAAGAGUCCCGUGACACCCCCCCCCCCACAGUAGCCUUACUCCAUUCCCCAUUUUCAUCUUUUUGUUCUGUUUGUUCGAUGGAAGAGGGUUGCGCAUUGCAGCGUUCGCUGUCCUCGAUGCCUUUGUCUGAGCCACACUGAAUAAUUACGGUAAUUGGCUUGUGAGGCCCCGACCUCGUUUGACCUGUGACCUCAGAUAAAGGAGAAGGCGGGGAGCCGAGGGCCCAGUGGGCGGGGCUGAGGGAAGUGACCUCUUUUGAACUGUUAGGUGACCUCAUGCUGAUGUCGGUGGGGGGGGCUGAGCUAAGUUGGCCUGGAUGAUUUUAGAUGGUUAAAGGUGCUUCCUUCAGCAUCUCUAUCUGCUUUGUUUGGGUGUGAAGUCCGAAAUUCGCCGGUCGGAUAUGAAUGACUGUCAUACAGGAAGCUGAAUUGGAAUCCUGAGUUUGCUGCCAAUCGGAAACGAGGGCCUCGCAGUCGCCGCAGUCGCCGUGUCCCGUCAGAGCCACAGACAGAGAGGGGCUCGCAGUCGCCGCAGUCGCCGUGUCCCGUCAGAGCCACACACAGAGAGGGGCUCGCAGUCGCUGCAGUCGCCGUGUCCCGUCAGAGCCACACACAGAAUAUUUAAUUUAAUUUAAUCAGCCAAAUAGGAGGAAGCAGAAUGCAAAAAUUGCUGGCCCCUCCCGCCCCAAAAAUAGAGACCCAUACCCCCUUCCGGUGAUCCCAGCGUACCCUGUUGCUUAUUAGGGCACAUUAGAGUGCUUCUCCCAAAUCUUCUCCAUGAAAAAUGAGACUCUCGCCGUCGUCGUGGAGUCUUUUUAGGUCGCACGCUUGUGACUCGUGUGAAGGCGUACGCCGGGUCCUCGGGGCAACACGCCCAGAAAGUUGCCGUCUUCAGAGCCACGGGAACGUUAGCACGUUAGCAUAUGAUACACUACCUCUCUUACGGGAAAAAUAAGCGAAAAGACUCAUCCCUGCUGCAAUGUCGCUCGACUCUGAGCCGAUUGGAAAUUACAUGCAUUUAUUUUUAUGUUUUGACUUUUCCUUUUGUUUUCUUUGUGGCAGUAGCAUGUAUCAUCUUAGCAAACAGUAGCUAACAGCCUGUAGAGUGGGGCUUCCCUUCCGUUCCUGCUUCUUCAUCCCUGGUUCAACUUUUACUGCCAUCGAACUGCUGGUCUGACUCGUUCGCUGAGAGUUACUCUCCUGAUGCCCAGAGCUGGUGUCUGGCUGAAGGCUGGUUGGCGCUUGAUGCCCAUGCCAGGUUGAUGUGGUUGGGUUUGAGCCUUAGCACCAGGCCCGACUAACAUGCCUUUUAGCAUGUGAACAUGUGUGUGUCUGUGUCUGCGUAUGAGUCACCUACGGCCACCUCUUCAGGGUUCUGCCGUGGGUGACUUUCGGCCGAUUUUCCUGACCUUAGCCCUGCCUUACUCACCGGGAGGCCGUGGGUAAAAUAGUAACAUGGUAACCGCCUGCCUAGCCUGGUGAGUCAGAGUGCGAGUCAGAGUCUGGAGUCACAGCUGUGCCUCAGAACGAGGUGUGGAUUUCGUUAAAAAAAAAAAAAAAAAAAAAAAGGCGGUGGCUUGUUUGUCCUGCGCGAAUGCAAACUCUGCUGGAAGGAAAUUGCUAAUGCAAAAACAAAAAAAACUUGCCCUCAGGAAAUAGAUCCAUUUUUAUGUUUCCUCACUUGUACUUCUCUAGUGAAAGCAAAUAAAAUGAAUAUAGAUUGUUUCAUAUGAAGACAUUUAGCAGCACAUUACUGAUAAUAUUUAUGAUGGGACAGCGAUGCAUCUGUGUGAUUUUUGUAUAUUCUAAAAGUACAUACUAUUUUAUAAAGCAUAGUCUUUGCUUGAUGUUCAGAAUGAUCUAGAAGACAAUGUAUUUUUUUAAAGUAUGUGUUUCAUUCUGUAGUUUCUGUAUUCAAAUAAACUGGCAAACAAACGGUUAAAGAA